This is a messenger RNA of Peromyscus californicus insignis, 1461 nucleotides long. RefSeq names its product arginine and serine rich protein 1 (gene Rsrp1). The transcript has 5 exons. NCBI's taxonomy places the organism in Eukaryota, Metazoa, Chordata, Mammalia, Rodentia, Cricetidae. Bases 230 to 1135 code for a protein of 301 amino acids. The record is from RefSeq and is a predicted model, not a curated record.
UUUUCGACGCUGACGUCGUCACUCUGUUCAGUUCGCGUCCGGACCUCGGAGGUGGAGGUUGCUGUCCUCUUAGGUCGAUCGAGACGAGACUCCCGCCGCCUUGGGUCUCCGGUCUGAGAGGAAGGUGUCCGCUAGGCUUUUCUCUCGUCGCCUUUGCGAACACGUCAUCGGUUUAAGUUCCUCGACGCCGUCGCGUUUGCGGAAGGAGCCCGAUCCCGAGAAGGAAGUCAUGUCCUCGGCCGCCGUGUCCAAGUACGUGAACGAUAUGUGGCCCGGCUCUCCGCAGGAGAAGGCGUCGCCGUCCACCUCGGGCUCGGGCCGCUCCAGCCGCCUGUCGUCGCGCUCCCGCAGCCGCUCCUCGUCCCGCAGCUCCGGACCCGGCUCCCGCAGCUCCAGCCGCUCGUCGUCGCGCAGCCACAGCCGGCCGCGGCGGAGCAGGCGGUCGCGGUCGCGGUCGCGGUCCCGCCGGCGCCAUCAGCGCAAGUACAGGCGCUACUCGCGGUCGUACUCACGCAGCCGCUCCCGCUCCCGCGGCCGCCGCCACCACCGCGACAGCGGUUACUACGGGCGGCCGCGGAGGUACUACCAGUCGCCGUCGCCCUACCGCUCCCGGAGCAGGUCGCGCUCCCGCGGGAGGUCGUAUCACCGGAGGUCGUACUACGCGAUCACGCGCGGGCGGCGCUACUACGGCUUCGGCCGCACGGUGUACCCCGAGGAUCGCCCCAGGUGGAGGUCCAGAAGCAGGUCGCGCAGCAGGAGCAGGACCCCCUUUCGCUUAACUGAGAAAGAUCGAAUGGAGCUGCUAGAAAUAGCAAAAGCCAAUGCAGCAAAGGCUCUCGGAACAGCCAACUUUGACUUGCCCGCCAGUCUCCGAACUGUAGCCAAGGAAACAAGCCAGGGGGCAGCUGUUUCUAGCAGUGGCGCAAAGAUGGAGCAUUCAGCAAAGCAAACUGAAGAUGGAGAUAAAAAUCCCAGUGAGAAAUCUUCUGCACAGAGAAACAUAGCCUUCAGCUCCAAUAAUUCCAUAGCAAAGCCAUUACAGAAAACAGCUAAAGCUGCUGCUGAAGAGACAUCAUCAGGAUCACCAAAAAUAGAUAAGAAAAAAAGUCCUUAUGGACUCUGGAUACCCGUUUAAAGGAAAACUGGGGCUGGGGUUGCCUAAAACUGCACUUUACUGAGUUCCUGUCCUCCAGCAUUAGCCUACCUGCUUGAGUCUCUCGGCAGUAUAUGUGACUAAAAUCCAGAAAGAUGCUUAAUGGUGACAUAUUCACAGUUGAGGUUUCUCUUGAAGAUAAGAACACAGACCGACCAGAGAAUUGCAUACAGAUGGGAGUCUUAUAUAUACUUGUAAGUAUUGUAUAGUAUUGCAUAUAUAUGAGGGUGAAUUUUUUGUAAGACACAGUUGAGUACUGUGUAUUUUGUAUAUUUAUUUGUUAAUAAACUUUGUAUUAUUUGUCUUUA